AUGUGUAAGAAGCCAGGUGCAUCAAAUACUGAUGUUACGUCAGAACAAAAGACUGUUAGUGAUACAGCAAAAGGUGCUGCAACUGGAGCUGGAGCUGGAUUUGGUCUGUAUAGUCUGGUGACACCUAUUAUCAACAUGAUAGGCUUUGGGGCUGGUGGUAUUGCUAGCGGUUCUACUGCUGCAUCUAUGAUGUCUGCUGCUGCAAUUGCAAAUGGUGGCGGUGUUGCAAGUGGUAGUACAGUAGCAAUCAUGCAAAGUAUUGGAGCUGCUGGAUUAGCAACGCCAAUAGGUCUUGGACUUGUUGCUGGAGGAGCGGUUGUCGGUGGUAUUGCAUUCUUUAUGAAGUCUAAAACGUCGAUAGGAAACGAGGACAACAUGAUUGAUGGGGUUCAUGAAGCUGAAACGAACGAUGAAAGUGAAGAAAAAGGUCUUUGGGUUCUUGUCGAGAUUACGCCGGAUUCGGAACAACCUUUGGUGAGAACAUUUAAUGACGAAUACAAGGCACGCAAUGCCUUUUUAAACUCGUCCGCUGCAAGCAAGGCACUGUUUGAUUUUGAGCAAAAGAUAACGUUGGAAGUCGGAUGGAACGAGUCGAUGACAGAGAUGGUAGGAAUGUGA
This is a messenger RNA of Peronospora belbahrii, 618 nucleotides long. Lineage: Eukaryota; Oomycota; Peronosporomycetes; Peronosporales; Peronosporaceae. The record is from the annotation of a GenBank genome assembly.